AUGCACCGGGAAACACUAAGUGCUGUGAUGUUGUUUGGUUGCAAGACCUGGAUUGCACGAACAGGUGAUGUGAGGCAUCCGCAGUUUUUUUACCACAGUGCGUCAGAACCGUUGCUGGUGUCCGGUGGUAUCAACAAAUUGAUAACGAGGUUCGUGGUUCGAAUCCAACCUCUGCCUCUCGAAUUACCCUGUCUAGGCUUGGGUAACCUGGCAAUAUCCCAGCUCUCUUGCCUCCUUCGGGUGGCAUGGCAGUUAGGUGUUACAGCUGAACAAACGAACGAACGAACUCAUGUACUACGCAUGCCGAAACAUCAUCUACCGAGACGAGUAUUGUUCUCCGUGUCCACUUCAGACUGGCGGGAACGGAAAGAUGCACACCAAAUGAUUUGGCAGAAUGACAUGAAAAAGAUUACAAAAAUGUUAUUUUCCACUCCGGUUACAGUCCGUGCUGGAAUGCAUGAGAAACGGUUACUGGCUCACUUGUUCAACCAGACCAGGUGGGAUGCGCAUAACCCAAUGGAACGUCCGAGCGCGAUCGAUGGCAAACCACUCCAAGUCUACUUGAAGUGCUAUUUGAACCAAAUUAUGGACAUGGAUGAAAAGAACCAGGUUUUAUCGACGAUAAUUUGGUUGGACUUGAAAUGGACGGACUAUCAUUUCAAAUGGGACAGCAAUGAGUAUGGGAACGUCCGUCAAGUCAAUCUUCCCCCGAAUCGGAUCUGGAAACCGGAUCUACUUUUGUACAACAGUGCAAGUGAAAAAUUUGAUCAAAUUUUCCCAACAAAUGUGAUUGUGCAAAAUACCGGAGCGAUAGCAUGGAUCCCACCGGGUCUGUUUCAUUCGAUCUGCGCUGUCAAGGUCAACUGGUUCCCGUUUGAUUCCCAGAGUUGUAUCCUCAAAUUUGGAACUUGGUCGUAUCAGGGCAACACAGUCGACUUGAAGUUGCAAUGUGACAAUGAGACAGAAGUGGACCAGGAGUGCAACCAUAGGAACGAAGUGGACUUGUCCGCCUAUCUAGCACAUAGCGAAUGGGCACUGGAAAGUGGCGUUAUUCGACGAUACGUCGAAAGUUACGGUGAAGCGGAUGAACUGUACAUUGCUGUAAUAAUCCGGGUGGAUAUACAACGCAAAGCACUCUACUACAUGUUCAACAUUAUCGUCCCCUGUAUGAUUAUGUCCGUGAUGUCCCUACUCGUGUUCACUCUGCCUCCGGACGCGAACGAGAAAAUUGUUCUCGGAGUGACGACGCUACUCUCCCUAACAAUGCUGUUACAACUUGUCGGUGACAAGCUACCUCAAACUUCUGCAGGAAAUCCGGUACUUGUGCUCUACUUCACCUGUACAAUUGUACUUUGCUCACUGUCGCUCGUGUGUGCGGUUGUUCUACUCAACUGCCAUCACCACUCUGGUGGAAUUCUCCAUGUACCGUGGCUGAUUGGAACUUUUGUGAACGUCUGGCUUGCAAGCGUGCUGCGAAUCGAUCGAAGUAUAGAUGACUCCGUUUCGGUCUCUGAUGCGGCCUCAUCUGUGGAUUCACCCAAUAGGUAUGUGAACCACUUCACAGCAUCACCACUAAAACUUGAAACAGCUGCAGUCAGAACGAACACAGAAGGAAUGGGCACUUCAACAACCGGAAGGCGCUUAGAACCCUGGACCAACAAUAUCAACGAUAUGGAGUUUGAAUUUCGCCCAAAAAUACUGAAAAAUAUCAGCCAGAAGAGUCACCUGCUCGAAAGAGAAAUUCCAUUUUCGGAUCGCAUAGAAUUACGAAACUUAGUAGCACCAACUUUUCUCCAGAGAAACGAACUUCAACAAGUUCCUGGUGGCCAACCAAGACGACACUUAACGACUCAUGUUUUGGAUGAAGGCAGCUACUCGUCCGGAAUGGAAUACGCUUGUGCUGCGGAGAAAAACACCGAACUGCCGGCACAAACUUUCUCUCGGCACCGCAAUGAUCCCAGCACUCCACAAAGGAAUAACUUCUCUGAAGGACCAUUGAAGAUCAUAUCGAGGGCCCCAUCUUUGUCCGAUUCCCUACCGUCCAAUCACACCAAUCGAAUUCGUCCUGUGUCCGAACAGAACUUCAACGUAGAGCGUCAAGUGCGUGAAUUUCACGAGAAGGCUCUGAUUCUCAAACGCUUGAAAGAUUUGACCAAGGAGAUUCGCUACGUGACCGGAAGAAUGCAUCAUAAGGAUGCCGAGUCAAGAACUUCAAACGAAUGGCGAUUGGCCUGUCGUGUGUUGGAUCGCCUAUGUCUAAUUGUAUUCGCAGCUCUGAACCUGUUCACAACGUUGGGGAUUCUGACCUCAGCACCUACGAUAAUCAAGGCGUUCACUACCACCGGGGCACCUUCUCAGCCAAUGUAAUCAAAAACGAAAAAUAAAGCACACCGUUUAUCUAUGACAGCAUGGAGAGAAAGUCGGGGAGAAGUCGGCUUACGGCUACGUGGCGUCAUAAUUAUCUAAUUUUGCGGACAUUCUAUUUACAUUUUAUCGAGUAAGAUUUGUGAACCUUUAAAUACUGAAACCAUACCUCAAAUUCCGCAUUUGUUUUCUCAUAAUACUAUGUAGUAUGAUUGUAAAAAGAAGUAUAAAGACGUGACAAGACUCUG
Molecule: messenger RNA, 2612 nt
Organism: Opisthorchis viverrini
Lineage: Eukaryota; Metazoa; Platyhelminthes; Trematoda; Opisthorchiida; Opisthorchiidae
Exons: 13
Coding region: 1-2367 (788 amino acids)
Biological process (GO): signal transduction; nervous system process; monoatomic ion transmembrane transport
Cellular component (GO): postsynaptic membrane; neuron projection; synapse
Molecular function (GO): transmembrane signaling receptor activity; acetylcholine-gated monoatomic cation-selective channel activity
Source: RefSeq, a predicted model, not a curated record